AUGCUCUCCAUACUUCGCAAAGCGCGGUUGAAGGAUAAGGAGAUGCGUAUUCUGAUGCUAGGACUUGAUAAUGCCGGAAAGACCACCAUCGUCAAGAAGAUCAUGAAUGAAGAUGUCAAUACUGUCAGUCCUACGCUGGGUUUCAUCAUCAAAACCAUUGAUUUCCAGGGUUACAAGCUCAAUAUCUGGGAUGUUGGAGGCCAGAAGACUAUAAGAUCAUACUGGAGGAACUAUUUCGAGAAGACUGAUGCUCUCAUCUGGGUGGUGGACGCCACAGACCGACUACGGAUGGACGACUGCAAGGCCGAGCUUAAGGGACUGCUGCUUGAAGAGCGGUUAGGCGGAGCAAGUCUGCUGGUCUUCUUGAACAAGACCGACGUAGCAGGUGGGAUGACCCAGGACGAGGUCACGCAGCUGCUUGAUCUCCAGCGGAUCUUGACUCACCGUUGGGUUGUUAUCCCUUGCAGUGCAAUGACGGGCGAGAAUCUGGAGAAAGGCCUGGAUUGGGUAGUGCAGGAUGCGCGAGAUCGGUUGUUCUUGUACUAA
Cladophialophora psammophila CBS 110553 is the source of this 546-nucleotide messenger RNA. RefSeq names its product ADP-ribosylation factor-like 2. NCBI's taxonomy places the organism in Eukaryota, Fungi, Ascomycota, Eurotiomycetes, Chaetothyriales, Herpotrichiellaceae. Gene Ontology annotation, cellular component: cytoplasm; microtubule cytoskeleton. Gene Ontology annotation, molecular function: GTPase activity; GTP binding. The transcript is spliced from 4 exons. The record is from RefSeq and is a predicted model, not a curated record. Bases 1 to 546 code for a protein of 181 amino acids. Gene Ontology annotation, biological process: protein folding.